AUGAAAAAAAGGAUAGAAGUAUUGGAAUUUGGAAAUGAAGAUGUCGAGACGGCAACGCUAUCCGAUUCCGAUCCCACCUUCUUCCUCCAUAAUCAUAACCAUCUCCUCAAUCUUGAUUUGAGUAAGCUUUUCGAAUCAUAUCGUAAUCAUGAAACAAGUAUCAAUCACACUUUCGAUAUUACUCAUGUGAACCGAUCCAAUUGGUUUGAAGAACUUGAAAGAAACAAGGGUGAUAGACUAGAAGUUUCUUUACUUUGUACCUGGUAUAACAAGAUUUCCCCAAAUUGA
Molecule: messenger RNA, 288 nt
Organism: Lactuca saligna
Lineage: Eukaryota; Viridiplantae; Streptophyta; Magnoliopsida; Asterales; Asteraceae
Source: the annotation of a GenBank genome assembly